GUUCUUUUAUAAUGACAAUCACGGCUCGCAAUUGUCAGAGCUUGAUUUUCUAAGGUUAUAUUUUGCUCUUAUUGAAAAUUAAAUUACUUGUGUUAUCUGAAUUGAAGCCUUACAUAAGAAAUUAUUUUCGAAAAUAUUAAAUUCAUCCUUGUGAAUAACAGUUACAAAGAUGUCUUUCCCUGAUAAACAACAACGAAAAGUUUGUUGGGAUUCUAGAGAUCGUUACUGGGCUUGUUUAGAUGACCAAAAUAUUAAAGACAGUUCUGAAAAGCCAAAGGCAUGUGCGGAAUUUAGGAGACUAUUUGAAAAAUCUUGCCCACCUAAAUGGGUGACACAUUUCGAUAGAAAACGAGACUAUGAAAUAUUUAAGGCGAAAAUGCAGAAAGAAGGUUUUGAACCAAUUAAAGAAAGUCAAUAAUUUUAUUAGAAAUCAAUUAAAUUGAUUGUAUAUAGAUUAUUUAUUAAAUUGUUUUAAUUAUAAA
Danaus plexippus (monarch butterfly) is the source of this 482-nucleotide messenger RNA. Its product is annotated as cytochrome c oxidase assembly factor 6 homolog. Bases 170 to 418 code for a protein of 82 amino acids. The transcript is spliced from 2 exons. The record is from RefSeq and is a predicted model, not a curated record. Gene Ontology annotation, cellular component: mitochondrion; respiratory chain complex IV. NCBI's taxonomy places the organism in Eukaryota, Metazoa, Arthropoda, Insecta, Lepidoptera, Nymphalidae. Gene Ontology annotation, biological process: respiratory chain complex IV assembly.